AUGGAAGGAGUUAAGGAAGCUGAGGAAAAGGUUCAUGAAAAGACAAUUGAAGAACAAUCUCCACCUUCACUCGUCAAACGAAAACGUGCUAAAGACGACGUCACUGAAAUCGGAACAAGCCCUAAAACACGAAGUCGUUCAUCUCCUCUGGCAAGCACCACGUCGACUACCAGCCAAACUUCGACUGCUGUCAAAAGCUCAAAUAGGGGAAGGUCUAGUGGUGCGAGAUCAGGUGGAUCACGAAAAAAGAAAGCCGAUUCUGGUGGAGCUAGUAAAUCGACUUCUGGUGAACCUUGGUCGAACGAAGAGGACAAGAUCCUGGUGGAUAGUAUUAUGGGCCUCAUGCCAACGAUUCCGUGGGCUGUUAUCGCGGAAAAAUUGCCUAAUAGAAAUGUUAAGAGUUUGCAGAACAGAUGGGGAUUAUUGAAGAAGAGGUUGAAUGGAUGA
Messenger RNA from Acaulospora morrowiae, 447 nucleotides. The record is from the annotation of a GenBank genome assembly. NCBI's taxonomy places the organism in Eukaryota, Fungi, Glomeromycota, Glomeromycetes, Diversisporales, Acaulosporaceae.